Durusdinium trenchii is the source of this 300-nucleotide messenger RNA. The record is from the annotation of a GenBank genome assembly. NCBI's taxonomy places the organism in Eukaryota, Dinophyceae, Suessiales, Symbiodiniaceae.
AUGCCAUCACAAAGGGGUGUACGCUUGUCAGCGCGAGAGUGCGCUCUUCUCAUUGCUUUGGGACUUCCUGUUUUGUUGAUUCAUCUUUGUGACUAUAUUGCUGAUAUUGGAGAUUCUCAACUUGGGAGUGGCAAUGAUAGUGGGUGUUCUUGGCAGCGGGACCUUUCACUGCUUGAGCUGUUCUCUGGCUCGGCAACACUGACAGCAACGUAUAGUUGGUGCCAAGGCAAUAUUACGAUUGGGAAGCCCGAGGAGCUGAGAACGACUUCUUAUCAACAGUUGGCUUCUUGUGGGCCCUGA